AUGGAGUCUAGCAUGGUGGAAAUGAUCGUCUGCGUGGAAAGUCUGUGCAAAUUUCUGAAUAAAGAUGAUAUGAUACAUUUUUUCACUGAAACCGUCUACAAGGAGGCUUCGAAUCCACUGCGAACGAAGGGGCACUUAGAAGUGCAAAUUAUCGUGGAUGGCGUGGGUCUCAAUAAACUCGAGCAGCCCUUCGGAAUCGAACGAGCAGCACUCAACCGGCUUUUUGGUAUCGUGAGUCCUGAUAUGCAACUCUGUAGCUCUCAAGUCGUUCUUUCAUGGCCAACCUUGCCAUUGACAUUGCGAAGAGUAUGCUGA
Haemonchus placei is the source of this 315-nucleotide messenger RNA. Lineage: Eukaryota; Metazoa; Nematoda; Chromadorea; Rhabditida; Trichostrongylidae. The record is from the annotation of a GenBank genome assembly.